This is a messenger RNA of Dichomitus squalens LYAD-421 SS1, 2164 nucleotides long. Its product is annotated as amidase signature enzyme. The transcript is spliced from 16 exons. Gene Ontology annotation, molecular function: fatty acid amide hydrolase activity; amidase activity. NCBI's taxonomy places the organism in Eukaryota, Fungi, Basidiomycota, Agaricomycetes, Polyporales, Polyporaceae. The coding region runs from base 45 to 1787 and encodes 580 amino acids. The record is from RefSeq and is a predicted model, not a curated record. Gene Ontology annotation, biological process: fatty acid catabolic process.
CUACUCUUAUCCCCUACUCAACCCCUCCUCGAGCCAUCUCAGCAAUGUGGCCCUUCUCCACUUCGGCGUACAUCGAAGUUUCACGCAGGAAGCUCCUAGUGCGCCAAGAGGCUCUGCGUGCAGCGCGUACACGAUCUUUCGUUCCUGAGGGAAUAGAAGAGAGUAUCUUACGCGCGACAGCGAAGGAGAUUGUCGAGCGUAUCUCUAAGGGCGAGUGGACCGCGUCCGAGGUGCUCGAAGCCUACAUCUCGCGCGCGCUUCUCUCGCAGGACCUGACCAACUGCCUAACCGAAGUGUUCUUCCGCGAGGCGCGUGCACAGGCAAAAGCGCUUGAUGCUGAGUUUGCCUCAACGGGAAAGAUUCGCGGCCCGCUCCAUGGAGUCCCUGUGAGCUUCAAGGAUGUCUUCGACGUCAAGGGAUACGACACUACCAUGGGCUUCUCGACACGGGCUCACAGGCCCUGCUUUGAGGAUGCACAGGUUGUGGCUCUCGUCCGUCAGGCGGGUGGCAUCCCCAUCGCGAAGACCAAUGUGGCGCAGCUAGUUUUCUUCUUCGAGUGCACUAACCCCGUAUGGGGUCGUACCCUCAAUCCUUAUUCCCGCUCGUAUACGUGCGGAGGGACUAGCGGUGGCGAAGCCGCUCUUCUCGGCAUGGAUGGUGCUGCUCUCGGCUGGGGAACCGACAUUGGUGGCUCUCUAAGGAUCCCUGCGUCAUUUUGCGGUAUCUACUCGCUGAAGCCUGGCUGGGGGAGAAUCAGCACGGCCGGUGCAAUCGGUACAUGGCCCGGGUUCGAGGCGAUCCGCACUGUGGCAGGGCCAAUGGGAAGAUCCGUGGAGGACGUCGAGCUUGGCGCACGCCUCGUCUUCGGCAAACUGGGUACCGAGUACGACCCCGCGCCAGUACCGUAUCGAGAGCCGGACAUGCCGCAGAAGCUGCGCUUUGGGUUCUACAUCUCAGACAACUUCGUCAAGCCGUCCCCCGCGAACCAGCGGGCGGUGCUCGAAGCGGUUGAAGCGCUGCGUCGCGCAGGCCACGAAUGCAUCGAAUUCACAGUGCCACAAGCACCCCGAGCCAUGGAGAUCUUCAUAGGCCUCACGGCAGCAGAUGGCUACAAGACCCUCGCUGCAGAGCUUGGGAACGAUCCAGUUGAACCUGGCGUGUCAUCCCUCCUGCUUGGUCCGUGGCUGUAUGGCUGGGUGCGGAAUAGCAUGGCCUGGAUGAUAGGGAAACUAUUCAAGGACGACAAACUGUCCGGCACCGUGCGCGCAGCGUCCUGCAAGUCCGUGCAGGAAUUCCACAACUGGGUUCGGCAACGAGACGACUACUCCCGCAUGUUCUACCGUGAGGUCUGGGAUGGGCAUGGGUUUGACGGCCUUUUGGCGCCUGUGCUGGCGCUGCCGGCAUUGCCCCACGAUUCCUGCAAGUUCCUCUCCGCUCUCGCGGCCUCCACGCUCCUUUACAACACGGUUGACAGCCCCGUUGGCGUCAUCCCCGUCACGCACGUCCGCCUGUCGGAUGCCGCGACGACCGAGUGGACGAACCCACACAUCGGGGCCGGACACGGGUCGCCUGUGGUCGAGAAGCUUCUGUAUGGGAAACCGGACGAACACGGGAUCGGGAGGGGCGGCUUCUACGACGCAGAGAAGAUGGCGGGCAUCCCCGUGGGCAUUCAGAUCGUCGGCAAAAAGUGGGAAGAGGAGAAGGUCAUCGAGAUGAUGAAGGUUGUCGACCGGGCCUUAGGACCCAGGCCGUUCGGACCCCUGGCCUGGGAGAAACAAGGUCGAUGAGCUUAGCCUGCAUAGCAGGAGCGCGACGACUACUGUACAUCCGACUCGACACUACGACAUUCUAUUUGGCCCGGGAUGUUUGCUAUCCUAUACGUUUAUAAUUGCUGUACUAACUCUCCCUUGUUGCUGCUGGAUCCGCUCAUACUGCGCGGUCAUUAUGCCAGCGAAGAGCUCCCAAUUCUCAUGUGGCCAGGGCUGCAGAACGGAAGGGGUGCCUGUGGGUGCCUAUGGAUGCAAGUUCACAUAUCAACCCGACAGCAGGGCUGCCGUGAUCGACGAAUAUGAGCGGCCAGGCGAUCGACUGCCGACCAGGGGCAACUCCGCACGCACGAUCGACAGAAAAUUCCUAGACUCGCCCGAUGGAACACACAAGUGUC